This is a messenger RNA of Lodderomyces beijingensis, 804 nucleotides long. Lineage: Eukaryota; Fungi; Ascomycota; Pichiomycetes; Serinales; Debaryomycetaceae. The record is from the annotation of a GenBank genome assembly.
AUGUUGAGACAAAGAGUUCCCAUAGUGCUAAGCAGGAUGAUAAGCUACGGGCAUAAUCCGCCUCCACCAUCGCAUUUCUCCAACCCGAACGAGCCUCCUCCUUCGACAUAUGGCCCAAACUCCUCCACGGGCCACAAUAGCUUGUCAUCUCAGAACCUACCUCAAUAUCAGAACCAAUACACCCCCGCAACCCCACCCGAUUCAUCAUUGCCGCAGACGUCACAAUCACCAUUGCAAUCGCAACCGCAAUCGCAAUCGAGGCGGACCCAGAAUGCCCACGAGGGCUCGAUCCGCGAAAUUACAUCAUUGCUCGCCAUGCUUGCGCUCGCCUACAUUGCAAUCGACAACUACUUAGAGCGGAUGAAGCUCGAGAAACUCCACAACGAAACGACAGCCAUCAAUCUAAAAGCGUUGCAAGUGCAGCAGUUGAACUAUCAAAAGGAGCGCAAAAAGCGAGACUUGCAGUCGUUACAGGAACGGAGAGACAUCGCGAAGCGAAGCUUCAAGAUGGCGCUACAUAUUGCCAUGUUGCGGAAACAGUUGAGUGAUGCUGGCGUUGAUCCAGUUAGCAUGGACCAGGCGGUGGCCGAGUUUGAAAGGAGCGUCAAGGCGGAUAACUCCAUCAAGAAUGUCACUGGACAAUACCUUUGGCUCGAUGACAAUUCAGGUACGUCUUGCAAAAACGAAAAUAAAGAUUACCUUCACGUUUCGGGCGCCCCGACUACUAACGACUUUUAUUUUGUAGAUUUCAAGCCGUACAUCCCGGACUCCAUGGAGUAUGACAAGAUGAAAAAGUCCAAUUGA